AUGAAAUAUACUGUGUUUGGAACAAUUAGUUUAAAUGAUAUUUCCAAAUGGUACUCAAGCAUAAAGAUUAUGAUAAAAAAUGAUAGAAAAUUUCAAAUUAUAAUAGAAAAUAAAAUGAUGAUCACUCCUGUUAGUACAAAUGAAGCAACAAUUCUUGAUAAAAAAACAGUAGAAACGAUAACAGAAGUUACAAAUAAUAUGAAGAGAAUUUGCCACUAUCUUACUUCAGAUAGAGAUAUCUUUAGUGAUAGAAAUAUGAAAAUAAUUUUAAGAAAUUAA
Messenger RNA from Cinara cedri, 279 nucleotides. The record is from the annotation of a GenBank genome assembly. Lineage: Eukaryota; Metazoa; Arthropoda; Insecta; Hemiptera; Aphididae.